Molecule: messenger RNA, 985 nt
Organism: Pseudopodoces humilis (Tibetan ground-tit)
Lineage: Eukaryota; Metazoa; Chordata; Aves; Passeriformes; Paridae
Source: RefSeq, a predicted model, not a curated record
GGCCGGGCCUCGCCGCCGCUGGCCGCCCUGUCCCAGGUGCUGCGGCUGGAGCGGAGCCGCCGCAGCGCCAUCGUGUUCCCGCUGCAGAAGCUGGAGCGGCACCUGGCGCCCGGCACCGACACGGCGCGGUUCCGCCUCUUCCAGCCCGGGCUGGCCGCCCUGCAGCGCGCCGAGGCGCUCUUCAGGUCCGACCGCGGGCACCCCAUCGACUACGUGAGCUCCGCCGUGCGCAUGGACCAUGCCCCGCCGCCCGCCCUGCCCGAGGUGUGCUUCAUCGGCCGAAGCAAUGUGGGGAAAUCAUCUUUAAUCCGGGCCUUGUUUUCACUGGCUCCAGAAGUGGAAGUUAGAGUGUCAAAAACUCCCGGCCACACCAAGAAGAUGAAUUUCUUCAAAGUAGGGAAGUACUUUACUCUGGUGGAUAUGCCAGGAUAUGGCUAUCGCGCCCCGCAGGACUUUGUUGAGAUGGUGGAGGCCUAUCUGCAGGAACGGCACAACUUGAAGAGGACUUUCCUAUUAGUUGAUGGUGUAGUUGGACUCCAGAAAACAGAUCACAUUGCAGUAGAGAUGCUGGAAGAGUUUGGGAUUCCUUAUGUGAUGGUGUUAACAAAAAUUGACCGAGCUUCCAGAGGAGUAUUGUUAAAGAAUGUACUGGAGAUCCAGGAGUUUGUAAAGGAGAGCACUCAGGGAUGCUUUCCUCAGCUGUUUCUGGUCAGUUCUGUGGAGUUCUCAGGGGUUCACUUGCUCAGGUGUUUUGUAGCCCAUGUUACUGGAAACCUGCCCACUGUAGAGGCCAGCUGAAAAGACCUGUUGAUCUGCUUGGCUCAUCAGGAAUAAAAGUAGGUGCAGCAGGAUAACGUGCCUUUCUUGUAAACAUUGAGCUGCCCCUGUUCCACAAGGAUGAAGGAAAGAACACAUCUUUAAUAGGAACUGCUUUUCCAUGAGUGUUGGCUUGAAACAGAGUGGAAUAAAAGACUGACAUCUAGAG